GGGACGUUCUCGCGCGUGUGUGGAAGGAAUUUGGCGCCAGUAACGGAACGGCGACUGGGGAGACGCAGUAGCGACAUAAAGACACAAAGUAGUAAAAUAACCGGGUUGUAUCUGAUUGUUCUUUAACUCAAACAUGACCGUCAAGCUGUCCGAAGGAGCAAUUGAGGCUCUGUCGAAGGGCAACGCGGUGAACAGCCCGGUGCUGCAGGUUGUGAACAUCCGUAAAAUGGAAGGAGGCAGCGGGCCGACCCGCAUCCGCGUUAUGUUGAGCGAUGGGCUGUACACCUUGUCCUCCUUCAUGCUGUCCACCCAGCUGAACGCCUUGGUUGAUCAGGGCCUGGUGGCACCAAACUGUGUGUGUGUUUUGAAGAAGAGUGUGACCAACGUUCUGAAAGAUGGCAGACGUGUGGUGAUCAUCUUGGACUUGGAGGUGGUGCGGCCAGCUGAAGAAGUGGCCGGCAAGAUCGGCGAGCCUGUUCCUUAUGUGGAAGGUCAGUCGAAGGCACCGGCACCAUCUGCCCCAAAUCCCCCGACCCCCCGCGCCCUGCAGCCCCAGAAUGGACAUGAUGCUUCUAUGAAUAGAGGGUCCAACUCUGGGAAGCUCUUUGGAAAGAGAACCCCAUCUACCCUCCCCUCCACCCCUGGCGGCUCCUCCAAAGUGGUUCCCAUCGCCAGCCUCAACCCGUACCAGUCCAAGUGGACCAUCCGCGCUCGUGUCACCAAUAAGAGCGGCAUCCGCACUUGGAGCAACUCGCGUGGCGAUGGCCGGCUCUUCUCCAUGGAGAUUGUGGAUGAGAGCGGAGAAAUCAGAGUGACAGGUUUUAACCAGGAGGUGGACAAAUUUUACAGCCUCAUUGAGUCUGGCAAGGUGUACUACAUCUCCAAGGGAACCCUGAAGAUCGCCAACAAGCAGUACACAUCCUUGAAGAACGACUAUGAGAUGACGCUGAACGGCGAGUCCACUAUAAUCCCAUGUGAUGACGCCCAGGAUGUUCCCAUGGUGCAGUGCAACUUUGUGUCCGUUGCUGACCUUGAGACACGCGACAAGGAUGCCAUCUUGGACGUGAUUGGCGUGUGCCGCAGCGUGGAUGAGGUCACCCGUAUCACCACCAAGUCCAGCCGUGAGGUGUCCAAGCGCACGCUGAACCUGAUGGACAUGUCUGGGAAAGUGAUCACGGUCACACUCUGGGGUGAAGAGGCAGAGAAGUUUGACGGCACUGGGCAACCUAUUCUGGCCAUUAAGGGAGCGCGUCUGUCUGACUUUGGGGGGCGCUCUCUCUCCGCGCUCUUCAGUAGCACAGUCAUGGUCAACCCCGACAUCCCAGAAGCCUACAAGCUCAGAGGAUGGUAUGAUAAGGAGGGCCAUGCUCUGGAUGGGACAUCUGUGACGGAAAUGAGGCCGGGCGCUGGGGGCGGGGGUGCCAGCACUAACUGGAAGACCCUGUGCGACAUCAAGACGGAGCACCUAGGCCAUGGCGAGAAGGCUGAUUACUUCAGCUGUGUCGCCACCAUAGUGUACCUGCGCAAGGAGAACUGUCUCUACCAGGCCUGCUCAUCCCAGGACUGCAACAAGAAGGUGGUGGACCAGCACAACGGCAUGUACCGCUGUGAGAAGUGCGACAAGGAGUUUCCUGACUUCAAGUAUCGCCUAAUCCUCUCGGCCAACAUUGCAGACUUUGGGGAUAACCAGUGGGUGACAUGCUUCCAGGAGAGUGCAGAAGCCAUCCUGGGGCAGAACGCCGCCUACCUGGGCCAGCUCAAGGACUCGAAUGAGAGUGCCUUUGAAGAGGUCUUUCAACAGGCGAACUUCAAAACCUACAUCUUUCGUAACAGAGUGAAGCUGGAGACCUACAACGUACGUAUGGUGAAGCGUAAACAGGCUGUCGUUGGCUCACAUCAGUGUUUCUGUGGUUUGUUGUUUUUCUUUAUAAGAAAGGUCAGUGAUUGUGGUGGGUUUUCAGUGUAAAUUUCCGCCCAGCUAGACGUACGCUUUAGGCGCUGCUCUGUCUCCAUCGCUCAGUGCACCCCCCAUAUCUCGUGCUCAGUGGCUAUCACAUGCAGUUUCACCUUCUCCAUCUGACUGGGCAUGAAUUGCCGCUCUGCUUGUAAAUUUCCGUGCUAAACUUCCUGCUUGUUUCUGGCCCAGUGCCUGCAUUCAUCCAUUUGUAGGUUUGCGAAUGACUGGUCUUGGAGCGGCGGCUCACGCAGAACCAUGUGAUGGAGGGCGGACGGGAACGGGGACCGUGUUAGGGGCUUGGGGGACAGGCAUGGCUUUACACCUCUGCUCGUUUGGCUUCAACAGAAGAUUAUGUAACCUGACUGGAAAAACAUCAUAUCCACCAGGACCUGUGGACUCAGUAUAUGGUCCAGACUACCUGGGUGGAGAGCGAUUAAUGCUAUGACUGUGGCCAGAUGAAGGGCUUGUCCCCUGAUUGGAGCCCCCUCCAGGGCAUCUGUCCCCCCAGUCUCACUGAGGCUCAUUGCUGGUGUGCUUCUCACAUGUGAGCAGCCCUUCGUGAGCAUGAUGCACGUCUAAAUGCAUCUCUGCACUUUAGUGUGUCUCAUCUCCCUUUCGGUGUUUUUCUGUUUCACGCCCAUUGAUGUACUUGUAAACACAUCUGAAUGGGUCAUCAGUUAAGAGCCAGCGUAAGCAAGUCGUUAUAACUGCUGUUAAAAUCAUGGCUCGGAAACUCGCUGGCCGACGUGUGCAGGGUGGAUGUGUUGCGGGUAACGGGUAAGUGUGCGGGGUGGAUGUGUUGCGGGUAACGGGUAAGUGUGCGGGGUGGAUGUGUUGCGGGUAACGGGUAAGUGUGCGGGGUCGAUGUGUUGCGGGUAACGGGUAAGUGUGCCCCCACUGCCCUUGUUACUCGAAGGACGGCUGUGGCUCUGUGGGACUCUAAUCACAGGUGGCAUUGAGUCCCGUCCACUUAAACAGCGUGUCUGUGAUGCUGAGUGACCCGUUGUUGGGCACUGUCCCCAAAGCCUCUAGCCUGAUUUUGUCUGGUGUUUGGAUUCGUCGUGGUAUUUGACGAUCCUUGUUGGGGGUGGAGGGGCUAUCCCUGCAUUUUAACACCAUUUGGUCCUUAAAUGGUGCUUGUAAGAGCAAAAAAAAAUGACAAGAAAAUGAAUCGUGAAAUUCUGGCUUCAUAGCUGUUAUGUUGAUGUACAGAAUAAUUCAAUGUGUGAGAUUUCUAAUUAAGUCAGCCUCCUUGUGGGGAAACGGUAAAACUGACACAGACUGUAGUACAUUAAACUCCAGAUUCUGCAGCAAUAUUUCCACCACCUGAAGAACUGGCCUUAGUCACGCUGGUGUACUUGCUGAAGACUGUAAAGUUGGACUUUGCCUGCAGGAAGCAGGUCUAGACUGAAUUGUGGAGGCGUGAGACUCAUGUGGAGCCCACUGAAUGCCCCUCACCCCCCCACUACCCAC
This is a messenger RNA of Paramormyrops kingsleyae, 3430 nucleotides long. NCBI's taxonomy places the organism in Eukaryota, Metazoa, Chordata, Actinopteri, Osteoglossiformes, Mormyridae. The record is from RefSeq and is a predicted model, not a curated record.